Messenger RNA from Photinus pyralis (common eastern firefly), 2592 nucleotides. RefSeq names its product CTL-like protein 2 (gene Ctl2). The transcript is spliced from 15 exons. Gene Ontology annotation, cellular component: membrane. Gene Ontology annotation, biological process: transmembrane transport. Bases 318 to 2441 code for a protein of 707 amino acids. The record is from RefSeq and is a predicted model, not a curated record. NCBI's taxonomy places the organism in Eukaryota, Metazoa, Arthropoda, Insecta, Coleoptera, Lampyridae. Gene Ontology annotation, molecular function: transmembrane transporter activity.
AAUUCAAAGAUAUUUACGCUAACCAACCGUACGACGGCCUUGCCUCCACUACCUUUUGAUUUUAUAACUCUCUUUGGUUUGGUCUUGCAUUCAUUGCAAUUGAAAUUCAGGUUUCGUAGCAGAAAGUGUACUACAAAAUUCGUCCCUUGAUUUCACUUUGUACGCGUUAAUCUUGUGUAGUUUACGCAUGAUGACACGUAAAUUGACUGUUCAACUGUUGUCAGUUUCGACAACGGUGUAAGUACACCGUGUUUCGACAUUCCUGCCUACCUAGUUAACGUACAUUCCGAGCCAGAGGUUCCAUUAAAUGGUAAAAUAUGGCUGUGAAAAAACACAAUCCUAGUGAUUAUGGUGAACCUAUUCAUUAUGAUCCGGACUUCAAUGGACCUCUCAAGAGACGGUCCUGUACAGAUGUUCUAUGCUUGUUUCUACUUCUAGUCUUCAUUGGCUGCUGGGUUGGUAUUGGACUAUACGCGUUUAUGCAAGGUAAUCCAGAUAUACUGCUAGUUCCAGUAGAUUCGCAAGGCGCUAGAUGUGGCCUAGAUAGCCAUGUGAGAGACAAGCCUUAUCUGUUUUUCUUUGACCUCACAAAGUGCCUACAACCGAUUCCGUUUGCUGGUUGCAAUACACCACAAGUUUGUGUUAAACAAUGUCCACAAACUUUAUUUUUAUUAGAUACCACAAAUUACUAUCGGCCUGAAGAUAUGAUUUGUACAAAUGAUGUACAAGUACCUCGAACAAAAGAUGAAGCGUUUCGGUUAGUGUCAGACGGAAAAUGUGCCAGAUGGUAUUUGCAUAGUGAAUCGGUGUUUAAAAGAUGUUUAUAUAAUGUUGCCGAUCGUAUGAACUUAUUGAAUUUGGAUGUCAGUAGAAUACAUGGCGAUGAAGUUAAAUUGAUGCAAUACCGUCUUGCGUCAUCCAAUUCAUGGCUGGCUUUAGUUACGCAAAGUAUUAUAAAUAUCUUCUCAGAUAAUGAUCGUGAUUUUAAGGUUGGAAAGCAUGUGGUUGAGGAUAUAAUGAGAUCAUGGUGGCAAAUACUACUUGGAUUAGUAUUCGCUAUGCUAGUAUGUAUUAUAUACAUAGUAUUAAUGAGAUGGAUUGCUUCAGUAAUGGUGUGGUUUUCUAUAGCAGGAGUUUUGGCUGCACUUAGCUUUGGUAUAUACAUCUGCUACAAAAAGUACGAGUAUUACAAAGCUCAGAAAAUUUACACUUCAUCUGAACCAUGGUAUCAAUCAUUGCUGUAUAAACCAGGGACAUGGUUAGCCUUUCUAAUUACUGCAAGUGUCAUUCUAGUCAUUAUUUUACUGGUAUUAAUAUUUUUAAGAAAAAGAAUUGUUAUUGCUAUUGCACUUAUCAAAGAAGCCAGCAAGGCAGUUAGUUCUGUUACAGCAUCGUUAUUUUUCCCAAUAAUUCCAUGGGUGUUGCAAGUGGGCGUUAUUAUGUAUGCAGUUUCGGUGGGUCUUUUCCUGUCGACAGUUGGUUCUCCACAGUUUAUUGUAGAGAAUUUUGAUCCCAAUAAUUGUAAAUGCUCUGGUCCUGCUCAAGCUUACACAAACAACGCUACCUGUGAUCCUGGUAUAUUUGCAACGCAUUGUAAAGAUUAUUAUGGGCGCCCGUGCGGUCCAGCGAGUUGCCAUUAUGUGGGCACUGAUUCAUCUGCGAUAAUAACAUAUCUGCAUGUGAUAAAUGUUUUCGGAUUUUUCUGGACUAUAUUUUUUGUUUCUGGCUUGGCUGAUAUGGUUUUAGCAGCAACGUUUGCUACAUGGUAUUGGACUUUCAGAAAACGUGAUGUACCAUUUUUUACAGUGACAGAAUCAAUAAUAAGAACAUUGAGGUAUCACCUUGGUACUUUGGCUUUUGGCUCACUAAUCAUUGCUAUAUGUUCAAUGAUACGAGCAUUAUUGGAGUACAUUGAUCAGAAACUGAAGGCAUAUGACAAUUUUGUUACAAAAGCCAUCUUGUGUUGUUGUAAAUGCUUUUUUUGGUGUCUUGAAAGUUUUAUAAAAUUUAUUAAUAGGAAUGCAUACAUAAUGUGUGCAAUUCAUGGAAAAAAUUUUUGUAUUAGUGCCAAAGAUGCAUUCAAUUUGCUCAUGAGGAAUAUUCUUCGGGUAUUUGUUCUAGAUAAGGUCACUGAUUUUUUGUUGUUUCUCAGCAAAGUAUUGGUCACGGCCGGUGUAACCUCUGUCGCAUACGUUAUACUUGCAACAGAUUAUGUUAAAAUUGUGGAUACAUCACAGCUCCACUAUAAUUAUGUUCCAGUUAUAAUAAUAGGCGUUGGCACAUUUUUCAUAACUUUGGUCUUCUUUAGUGUUUUCACAAUGGCAGUUGAUACACUCUUUCUUUGUUUUUUGGAGGAUUCUGAAAGGAAUGAUGGGUCGCCAGAGAAACCGUACUUUAUGUCCAAAAAUUUAAUGCUUAUAUUGGGGAAAAAGAAUAAAUAAACGUCUCAAUACACAGAAAUUAUACAAUUGAUGCCAAAUACCAACAAACUACAAAUACAAAAACAACAAUAUUUAUAGAUUUUUAUUAUGUAUAUAUUUAUAUUAUUGACUACGAAUCUUAUAUUGUUUAUUAAACUAUAUUGUUAAGAAA